Engraulis encrasicolus (European anchovy) is the source of this 722-nucleotide messenger RNA. It is a transcript of the gene snrpd3l, whose product is annotated as small nuclear ribonucleoprotein D3 polypeptide, like. The record is from RefSeq and is a predicted model, not a curated record. Gene Ontology annotation, molecular function: RNA binding. The coding region runs from base 157 to 540 and encodes 127 amino acids. Gene Ontology annotation, cellular component: U12-type spliceosomal complex; spliceosomal tri-snRNP complex; pICln-Sm protein complex. Gene Ontology annotation, biological process: RNA processing; spliceosomal snRNP assembly. Lineage: Eukaryota; Metazoa; Chordata; Actinopteri; Clupeiformes; Engraulidae. The transcript has 4 exons.
UUGCCAACCACAACCCAGACGCAAAUAAGACCCCGUUGCAUUGUGGGUAGUCAGCGGGAACAAUUAGCAGCACAUUGGAACAGGCGAAAGGCACAGCUUACCUGCUUUCAAGUACAAAGAUUUGCUGAAGCUGCGACCCGAAAACAACUUGCAAACAUGUCGAUCGGAGUCCCUAUUAAAGUUCUGCACGAGGCAGAGGGGCACAUCGUUACAUGCGAGACCAACAGCGGUGAAGUGUACAGGGGAAAGCUGGUCGAGGCGGAGGACAACAUGAACUGCCAGAUGUCCAACCUCACGGUGACCUAUCGCGACGGGCGAGUGUCUCAGCUGGAGCAGGUCUACAUCCGCGGCAGCAAAAUUCGGUUCCUCAUUCUACCCGACAUGUUAAAGAACGCGCCCAUGUUGAAGAGUAUGAAGAACAAGAACCAGGCGGCCGGGGCUGGCCGAGGCAAAGCAGCCAUCCUCAAAGCACAAGUGGCUGCCAGGGGCCGUGGAAGGGGAGGAGGCGGAAGAGGCAACAUCUUCCAGAAGAGGCGAUAACUUUUUUGCAUGCUGUUUUUUUUUCUUUUCUUUUAUUGAAACAAUUGCAUUUUAUCAUGUUCUUAAUUCCCUAAGGGCAUGGGUCAUCCUAUUUUUGUUUAAUUUUUGGUCUUUUUUAAUUUCCUAGUCAUCUUGUUUCUUUUGUCAUGUUGGUUAUUUGUAUUAAACAUUUUGAGAUGAUA